Messenger RNA from Vespa velutina, 1222 nucleotides. RefSeq names its product protein dead ringer homolog. The coding region runs from base 77 to 1108 and encodes 343 amino acids. Gene Ontology annotation, biological process: regulation of transcription by RNA polymerase II. Gene Ontology annotation, molecular function: DNA binding. Lineage: Eukaryota; Metazoa; Arthropoda; Insecta; Hymenoptera; Vespidae. The record is from RefSeq and is a predicted model, not a curated record. The transcript has 7 exons. Gene Ontology annotation, cellular component: nucleus.
UCAUUUUUAGAGACAAUUGUGUAGUUUGAACGAUGAUCCAAUUCGCAAACAAUUUUUUACCGAUCUAUUCAAUUUCAUGGCCAGACGCGGUACACCGAUCAAUCAGAUACCGAUCGUAGCCAAUUCGAUAUUGGAUCUUUAUCAUUUAUUUCAACACGUGGUAAAACGUGGCGGUUUGGUUCAGGUAAUAAAGAAAAAACGUUGGAUGAAUAUCAUAAAGGAACUCAAUCUGCAUACUAAAUCACAUAACUGUGCUUUAACUUUGCGCAACCAGUACAUUAAAUAUCUUUACGACUAUGAAUGCUAUAGGCUCCAAUUAUCGAACAAAAUUCAACUCUUCGCGAUAAUCGAUCAUGAUCUUCGAAAAAAUAAUAAAUCUGAUGAAAAUAUAGAUCCAAUGAAAUCAAUCAUAGAGAAAUUAUUAGAACAGGAACCAAAAGAAUCACCAUCACCUACAUCUUUUUUGACAGAGCUAUCGAGACAAUCGCCGCAUACACAAUUAUCUAAUCAUUCUAAUCAUCUAAUGCAAGAAUCGAAUUCAAAGCUCCCUGAUAUUGAAACAAUCAUAGACGAAUAUUUAUCGAUAAUAACUAAAAAAAAAUAUAAAAAUGCUAAAAUACCAUCGCAAAUAUCAUCGAAAAUAUCAUCGAAUAUAACAGAAAUUUCUGAACAAAAAAAGUCUGUUACAAAAACAUCCAAUGAUUUACGAAAUGAGACAUCGUCGACGUUACAAACGUCAAAGAGCCAAUUAAAAUUAAGAUUAAAAAAACAACGAUACAAUUCGGAGGAACAAACAAAGGCUAUAAAUCUUAAAUCAUCAUCGUCAUCUGAAUGCUCAUUGUCAUCUAACAACAGUGGUAUUCCAUCGACUAGUAAGAAUGUCAAAUUAAAACGACCAUCCCUUAAAAGACCAUUCGACGAAAAUAGCACUACUACCGAACAAAGUCUUACAACAUCAACCCCAACUCGCAUCAAUAUAAUCAGUCGAGGAAACGAAAAAGAGACCAUAUUUGUCUGUCUUGAAUUACAUGGUGUAACUUACCAAGGUGUCCUAUUUGCAAGAAACAAUUCGACCAAGACAUCAAUGACAUCGAUCAAUGAACGAUAAUGACGAAGAUUAAUGCGAUUAAUAAUAAUAUAAAUAUUGACAUAUAUGUAAUAAUAAAAAAAAAAAAAAUAAGAAUUAUAAUAAUGUAAAUAUCACAAUAAUAUGUGAAUAAUA